AAAACCAAACCAACCAAACAAAAAAGAAAUUAAAAAAAAAACAAACCCAAACCAUUCCAAGACAAAUACAGCAAAUAACCACUGGCAUCACUUGCAACAUCUCUGGAGCUGCAUCAAAUCCAGCUUUAUGUGCAUGAAAUUAUGAUUUCUUCCCCCUCAUGCACUGCACAGCCAUGGCUUUUGCACAGCAUUGAUGAGUCCUUGUAAGACAGGGCACUUUACCCCUGGGAACACCAAAGUCUCACCCAGGAUGUUGCUUCAGAUCAGGACUUAAGCUAAAAUCUUGCUUCAGAGGCAGAGUUUUGGUGAGGUAUAGGCCAGCGAGCUGUAACUCAGGCUGCAGUGACUGAGCUGUGACAGUGCAGCCUCUCUGGAGAACCCUCCAGAGGGUUCUAGAACAGAACCCUCUCUGUUCUAGGCACUUCUGCCCCACUGAUGUUCUCAUUGAAGGCACUGGGAAGGUUUUUUCCUUUAGCCUCCCUGGAGUGGGACUAUUCCUUACCAAGGAACAGAGCAGGUCACCCCAUCACCCUUAUUCUGGAGAAGCACCAACCUGCAUGUCUUCUCUCCCUCCAUUCCCUGCUUCUUGAGGAACUUCUUUGAGAGCUGUGCUCUUUUUUCAUGCACAGGUGAAACCCGCCUGUGAACUCAAAAAGUGACUGGGGUUGGGAUCAGACAGAUGGGUCUUUGCAGAAUGAAGCUGGGCUAAAAAUGCCCAUGUUGCUUCAGGCAGGACAAAAGAAUAACAGCCAAAACUACCAACAUCAUGAAACUGGCAUCCUAGCGUGACAGGUUGCAUUAUACAAGAAAAGAAAACACUUUUAAAUUUAAUCUACACAUUUAAAAUAAGUAGAAAUAGGCCUUUAAUGUUUUUAAUGCUAUACUUUCACUGAGGAGGAUAGAGACAGGGAUGCAUUCCAAUCUGUAAAUGUGCAGUGUGCUCACACACUGCCAUGAGGGAGUGGGAUGUGGCCUGGCCUUGAUCCUCAUGCUGCUGUGCUGGCUCAGACUGGGUCAGGACAGUCUGCAAGGGCCAAAAAGGAGUGCUGCCAUCUCUCUGCUUCCUGGGGAAGCUUCUCAGGGACCAGGAUGGGUUUUAAGUGAGAGCAGUAAAAUGGUUCAGAGGCUGCAACAUUUGCAUUUUCCAAGAGAGGCACGGACCCCUGCUUUCCUUAGAGACAAUGUUAAGGUGAUGCAGAAAUGGUGAGUGAGGCCAGGGCAGGACCUUACCCUGCUUUCCUCCACGGGGUGAGGAACCACAGGAAAUCCAACAGGAGACAGUUAGGUUGUUGCACUAGUUGGUCCCAUUCCUCCUGCAUGUAUAACCCAAAAUGAAGGUGCUCCUUGGCAAAGCGAUUGCGUGGAAAGAUGCAACUAGAUCCCAGCAGCUCCAAAAAUUUUUCAGGGCUCUGAGGUACUGCCAUAACCCUCCUGGAAUCAUGGCUGGGGGCUGAAAGAUGUGUCCUUGCCUCAUAUGAAAGUCCCAUUUAUCUGAUGGUUUAUGAAUUUGGCUCGUGCCCCUUCUUCUCAUAUGGAUGAGGUUGUGGUGAUGUGCCAGCCUCACCUGCCCCAUUAUUAAAAGUGAUGUGAGCUGCUGGUGGAAGAGGCACAUUGCACAGCAGCUGCAGGUCAGACCCAGGUAUCAUCAACACAAAUCUUAUGCAAGAGGAUGGAAAAGGGUGUGGAACUGCAGGCCACCCAGCAGCUCCAUCAUCUGGAGAGGUAAUUUAUUUUUUUCUCAAAUCCUCUGUGAGUGCUGACUUCUCCAACCAAGCAAUUACCUGUCUUCAUGGGAAAGCACAUAAAAUGUUGAGUGACUGCAGUGGCAUCUCUUGGGCAGCAUGCAGAGAGGGCUAUGAAGCAUGAGCCUGACCCAGCUGGACAGGACACUGAUGCUCCAGCCCUGAGUGGGCUCCAUGUGGGGCCAGCACUCUGUCAGAACCCCCCGGCUCCCACAAGGAGCUUUUCCCCAGACCCUCCAGCCCUCAUGGAUGCAGGAAGCUCCAGCAUAUGCUGCUGCUGCUGCUGCUGUGGUGAGCAGAAAACCAGCUCAGAGUCUGCUGUGCCCUGAUGGGCCGGUCACAGCUCUGAACAAGACACACCAGCCUUGGGGCUACUUGGCUGUCAUUAAAAUGCUGUGGAUGGAAGGAAAAGUCUAAUUGACUAAACAACAGCCUGCACUGUGUAAUUAAACUAAUUGUGGCUCUACCUGCAUGGGUCAGAAGUAAUUUGUGUGGCUGUUAAAUCACUGACAAAUAAGAGGUGGAGAGGUGUGUGGAAGUAUUUCUUACAUGUGUUUCCAUAGGUCAUUUUGCUCAUUUUGCUGUUUCAUUUCAGGCAAUUUUAUGCCUUUGAAAUUUUUGGUUUCUGUCAAAUUUGAGGAGAUUGUUAAUAUUUGAUGUUGAAGCAGGGGAAAGUAAAAAGGUCACUGUUGUUAGCAACAGUGUUUCAGGAGGCAGAGUUUCAAGUGGCAGCAAUACUUUCUCAGUGCUAUUUUCUUAUUUGAAGUUAAAUCCCUCAAAAAGAAGACAGUCUGUUUGCCAGAAUGUGUAUCACCUUGGCUCUGCAUCCACUGGGGACAAGGCAAUUGUUUUUAUUGACUUGGGCAGCAGAAGACCAGGCCUUCUAUACAACCUGGUGAAACACAGGUCACUCCUUUACUGCCAGGAAUUUAUGGAUUGCUUGGAAAGUUCUGGCUUCAGAACAUGGUGCAUUUGGAAGAAGUUGAAUGAGAAACCUGCUGUAGUGUCAUGUUGAAACUUUGACCUUGUUUUCAAGUCCUUGCAAAGCAGAGCCACCUCCAUCUUGUAGCUCUGCUCUUAUUGAUUAUCAUUUUGGGUCCUUCAGGCAUUUUUCUGUGCCCAAAGCACCGUGUGCUUUUCAGAACAAAUAAUCUGACAUGACAGAGAGCUGCUGAACUGACUCUGCUCUCUCUCUGCUGUCAGCACAGGACAAAGCUUUGUGCUCCUGCUGCAGGAGACCCUUCUGGAUAAGUGGAGGGGCUGACAUGAGCCAAGCACUUGGCCUGGGGAGAGUGAUGCCUGUGGUUUUGCUGGUCAGGGCCGUGUGUCUGGGGAAGGACAUGGCACAGCUGGGCUGUGGGACAUGCCCAAGCCCUUCUGUCCUAUCAUCCAUCACUGCAGAGAGGACAGUAGCUGGGAUGGGUCCUCAGUGGGAUCCUCUUGCCUGUUUUUCUAUUCCUUUAAUGUGAAGAAACCUCUAUAAAUCUAGCUCACUCUUUCUGAGCUGGAGAUGAAGAAUCUCACUUUUCAGGUAAGAAGAAAUUGCCAGCGUGGUCUGCUGCUCCUUUAUCAUCUUAUCCCCACUGUAGGAAAUAUGAGGUGUGACCAACUAGCUGCAGUAUCACCCCAGAACUGUGGCAACAGAAACAGGGAAAAGAGCACAGGGAGAACAGGAUAUAUAAAUACUUUUAAAAGAUAGCGGCUUACCUUCUGUUUUUUGUCUACAGAAAAAAAAAGAAGUGAGUCUAAAUGGCUCCUACUGAGUCAAAUUUUUUAUGUCUCCAGGCAUAGCUUAUUACCCUGACUUAGCCCAGCUCUGAGCUCUUCCCAAGGGUUUUGGUGCUAUUUCUUCUAUUUUGAUUUAUAAAUUUUCUUGAUUUUACUUUCCUCCUACACAUUCUGUAUAAUCUUUUUCUCCCUGCCUUAGUGAGGAGCCAGGAGGUGGUGUGACAGUGCUAUCACGAGGUAUGGGACAGAAAUGGGGUCUGCCAACCAAAGCAUUUGCUCUGCGUGUCCUGCAAUGGUUUUUUCUGGCAUCUGCCUCAUGAGCUAUGUGAAAUGGUCUCUUCUCCCCAGAAACCAUUUCCAUGCUGCCUCUUGCUGCUGGGCUUGCUGCAGCCAUCCUGGGGCUGGAGGAGUGAGUUGAGGCUUGGUGUGGGCUCCAUAGCUCAGGGAGCCUGGUUACAGACUUUGUCCCACAGGAAGGGGAUUUCUGCCUUCUCCACUGACUUAUCAGAAGGAAUUACAGAUAUUUCCUGGUUCAACCAUUCCCUUCACAGCUGAAAGACUUUUUCUGACCUCAGUGAUGAAUUCUGUGGGGGAACAAAAUCCACCUGCUAUAAUAAUGGGAUGCUUGCUGUAGUAAACAGGAGUCAUACUGCCAUUGAGCCUGGACUUAGGAGACCAUCUCUGUCCAGUACACUUUAGAAAUGCUAAUUAACGAGUCCCCCAAACAUCCCAUGGGCCAAAUGGGUACUGUUUCUUUAUGAGAAUAGACUGCCAAGUCUAGAAAGAAGCUCAGGCAAGGUCAGCUUUAACUGCUAGAACAUGACACCUCUUUAUAACAUUGAUUUGUUUCCUGAUAUACCCAUUUUGUUUUUCUUUCUUUUUGUUUGUUUGUUUUCCAAUGUUUGCAUCUAUUAAUGUUUUUGUCAACAGACUUCUCUGGGAGAUUGUAGCACUGAUCACCCUCAAGACCCCUGGUGAGGAUUAAAUUUGUCUCUGUAAAAUGGGCUGAGAAGUGGAUGAGAGAAAACCCCAUGCCAGUCCUGCCUUCUGUGCUGGCUGAGGGGAGAGGAUAAAACCAGGAAAAGUAGAGAGUGCUAUUUCCUUGGAAGAGUCCCUCAACCUCCAACAACUUCCAGCUCAAGGUUUACUGCAGAAUUGCAGUAGUAGAUUCUGGUGGAUUUUCCUUCCAUUAUUUAUCCCCUUAUUUUUCUUUUCUAAAGUCAUAUAAACUCUUGGCAUCCAGCAUGUCCUGCUGGAUGGGGGAGUCUUGCUCUAUAGCUACACAUUUUCUGGAAUAUCACCUCUUGCUCUUUUUGAACCUACCACCUGCUGGUCAUGGUUUAAUCCCUUGCAGUUUUUGUGUCAGAAAUGGUGAAUACUUGGAUUCUAUGACACUGAUACAUUUAUGGGCCCCUGCCAGCUACCUCUUCCACAGAACAAUGGAUCCUGUUUCAUUUAUACUCUCUUCACAUGGAAGUUACUCCACUCUUUCAAGCAGCCUUUUGGCUCUCUUCCAUGCCUUUUCCUGACUUUGCAAUGGCUUGUGUGACAGGAAGAGAGAACUGCACUUAUUUUUCAAGACAUAAGUGCAAUAUUGGGUUAGACACAGGGGUAGUAACAUAGCCUGCUCUCUCUCUUUCCAAAUUGUUAUGGUGUGAUGGUUACAUACUUCUUAAGAACUAAAAUCAAUGCAAGUAUUAACUAAAUUUUUUUAGUUGGACUCACGCAAUUAAUCAUCAGGACUUUGAAGUCCUGACUUAAUGGGACUUCAGUGGUUCACAGGCUGGCUCUAGUCACAGUGAGCACAAGCUGAACACACCUGGGGAUUACAGAACCAACACAGUGCACAGGGAGGGGCUGAGCAAGCAGUGAUUGCCUUGCCGGAUGCUGCAGGUACACAGCUGUGAACAUGGCUGUGUUGCUGCUGCGGUGAGGGAUAAAUGCAUGGGAUUUCCAAGGGGAGCACAUCCACAGCAGUGCUUGGCUGGCAGGGCCACACAAACUCUCAGGUGGCUCUGUGACUGCUGCACUCAGUUUUGGACCCCAGGCCUGGGAGCUCUGGCACCUCCAUCGUGCCCUCCUCCACUGUCACUCAGACAGGACAGAUGUAGUUCUGUGCUGCGUGGUGGGUCCCCCACAACCUGUGGUUUUGCUGCAUGCCUACUGGUCCCAAAGCUCUUCCUGCAGAGCACUGGCAUGAGAAGCAGGUAAGAUGAGAGUUGAGGGAUUUGUUCUGUGAUGGUAACAACCAAGUCUGACACAACACAUUGACACAGAACACCUUCCUUCUCUCCUUUCUCACCAGGAGCUUUGCCCAGUGCUUCCCCUCCUGUCUUCUCGUGGCCAGGCCAGAAACUGCCAUUCCUGCUCCUCCAGCCCCUCAGCAAGAGUGGAUUCACCUCUGAGCCGCCAUGGGCAAGAUGGACAACACCUCUGUGGAGCUGAGCUCUCCCUCUGAGGUGAAGCAGGCAGCCCUGGAGGAGCCAGAGCCCAUCAGCCCUGAGGUCGUGAGCACCAAGAAGAAGAAGAAGGAGAUCCCAGACAGAGGUUCCUGGAAGGGGAAAUUCGACUUCUUGCUGUCCUGUGUGGGCUAUGCUAUCGGUCUGGGCAACGUCUGGCGCUUCCCUUAUCUCUGUGGCAAAAAUGGAGGAGGGGCCUUCCUCAUCCCCUAUUUCCUGACGCUGGUGUUUGCUGGGAUUCCUCUCUUCCUGCUGGAAACUGCUCUGGGCCAGUAUACCUCUAUUGGUGGACUAGGAGUCUGGAGAUUAGCACCCAUGUUCAAAGGUGUGGGCCUGGCAGCCAUGGUUCUGUCCUUCUGGCUGAACAUCUACUACAUUGUCAUCAUUGCCUGGGCUCUCUACUAUCUCUUCAACUCCUUCACUUCGGAGCUGCCGUGGCAGAGCUGUGGGAACGCCUGGAACACCGAGCGCUGCUUCUCCAACUACUCCCUAAACGACACCACCAACCUCACCAGCGCCGUCACCGAGUUCUGGGAGAGGAACAUGCACCAGAUGUCCGGAGGCCUGGGGGAGCCUGGCGCUGUCCGCUGGCCCCUGGCUGGCACGCUGGCCCUGGCCUGGCUGCUGGUCUACUUCUCCAUCUGGAAGGGUGUGGAGUGGACAGGCAAGGUGGUGUAUUUCUCAGCCACCUACCCCUACUUCAUGCUUUUCAUCCUCUUGUUCCGGGGAGUCACGCUGCCAGGAGCCAAGGAGGGGAUCCUCUUCUACCUCACACCUGACUUCAGGAAGCUCUCUGACUCUGAGGUCUGGAUGGAUGCAGCCACUCAGAUCUUCUUCUCCUACGGCCUGGGGCUGGGGUCCCUCAUUGCUCUGGGCAGCUACAACACUUUCCACAACAAUGUCUACAGAGACUCCAUUAUUGUCUGUUGUAUAAACUCCACCACAAGCAUAUUUGCAGGGUUUGUUAUUUUCUCUAUCAUUGGCUUCAUGUCUCACAUCACAAAGAAGUCGGUGUCAGAGCUGGCCUCCUCAGGCCCUGGACUGGCUUUCCUGGCCUACCCGCAGGUUGUCACACAGCUGCCCUUGUCCCCACUCUGGUCAAUCCUCUUCUUCUCCAUGCUGAUGAUGCUGGGUCUGGACAGUCAGUUCUGCACUGUGGAAGGGUUCAUUACAGCCCUGAUGGAUGAGUACCCUCGAGUCCUAAGAGCCAGGAAGAAGAUCUUCAUCGCAAUAGUCUGCUUCAUCUCUUAUCUCAUUGGAUUCUCCAACAUCACCCAGGGUGGCAUUUAUGUCUUCAAGCUGUUUGAUUACUACUCAGCCAGUGGCAUGUGUCUUCUUUUUCUUGUCUUCUUUGAGACCAUCUCAAUUUCUUGGUGUUAUGGUGUUAACAGGUUUUACAGGAACAUUGAAGAAAUGAUUGGCUACAAGCCUUGCAUCUGGUGGAAGAUCUGCUGGGCCUUCUUCACUCCUCUUGUCUGCCUGGGUGUGUUCUUCUUUAGUGUGGUGGAAAUGACCCCUCUGACUCUGGGCAAAUACGUCUAUCCCGUGUGGGGCCAAGGCAUCGGGUGGCUCAUGGCCCUGUCCUCCAUGUUUCUGAUUCCAGGGUACAUGCUCUACUCCUUCUUCACCUCAACAGGGACCCUCCGGCAGCGUUUGCAGCAGAUGACCCAGCCCAGGCCAGAGGGGCACGCUCACAACAACGGCCUCCAGCCCAAGACAUCCUUGAACGGGAAGAUCUCGGACGCCGCCGUGUAGGAGGAAAGCCCCAGCUCCUCGCUCUGCCCUGUAGUUGCUCAAAGCUCCACAUUGUCCCUCGAGCUCCUCUGGCACACCUGGCUGUCCCUGGCUCUGCGGUGGCUUUCCUUUGUCCUGGUGGACCUGGUGGAGGAACCUGCUCAUGGCUCUUCCUCCUGGCAUGGCUGACCAAGGCCCUGAACCAGCUGCCACCAGGGCAUUGUGUGGUGGCCCCUUCAUCCUGCAACCUCCUGGUCCAGGGCAUUGUGUGGUGGCCACCUUCAUCCUGCCACAUCCUGGUCCAGGCCCUCCCCAGGGAGGAGCAGCUGGUGCCCACAUCUUCCUCCUCCUGAGGAGAGGUGGUGUCUCUGGAGAGCUUAGACUGGUUGUUAUCCACUUCUCUGUUUUUCUCACCUUUCCAUGUGAAGCUCCACAGAGCAUCCCCUAGCACACAGCUGUGUUUCACCCCAGAGAGAUUGCUACCACUAGGUUCAAAUCCCAGAUGGCUGGCGGAGCAUAAAACACCAGCAAAUGCAUAACUGGAGGGGAUGUGCAGAGCAAAGGGCUCUAGUGCAGAACAAGGGAUUCUAGUGAGAAGUUGGUAGCUGCAGGACAUCACCCCACACCUGGAGAAGGGCUUGGGGACAGUGUGUGCUGCUCACAGUGCCAUGUUUCAUCCCUGCACAGUCUCCAGACAUGUUUGCUGCAUCCAUUGGGGCUGGCACUGUGAGCCAGAGCCCAGUGGAGCAGUCAACCUUUCUUUUCUGGAGCAUCCUGCCCUCUGUAGCUGUGUGCAGUUGCCACACCCUGUCCCUAAAAAGCAGCUAAAAGGGUAAAUGGAGGGCUCUUUGCUACAGGCUGUUCAAGUCCCCCACACUGACCACAACAAGCUUCAUGCAGAGGCAAGGCUGUGUGAUAAAGAGAUUUUCCAGCACUGUGAAAAUCUCCACCCAGGAUAAAACAGGGUAAUUCCUGCCAAGCACCCUCCCAGGCUGUGUCCGGGAUGGGAAACAAUCAGAUGGAGCAUGGUGCCCAUGGGUGGUUCAGUUUACAGCUUUUUCAGGAAGUGGCCACUCCUAAACCCCAGCUGGUGGAAUGCAGGAAUUCCUGAGGCAGUUGUCAGGAUGUAACCACCAUGUUAAAACCACACCUGUGAAGCAGUGCUGCCUUCCCUUGUUCAGCCAGAUCAGUCACUGGCACAUCCCAGCUCCCAACACACAAACCACAGAGGGCUGAGAGCUCUUGUAGAUGGUGCUGGAAGAGUGCAACACCUUGGAGAAGGCUGUGAAGUGUUUCAGAGCCAUUCUAGAACAGCAGCAUAUUUCUUGGUGGUAAAGCUGUGUGAAAGGAGGUGGCCUGUCACAGCACCACGUGUAGGUGUGACAGUGACACUCCCAGUUGUGCCAGUGACUCCACACAGAGACAUCCUUGUACACAGAGUGUUUGAUGAGCACACAUGCUGUGACUUAGUGCUGAUUAGUCUCUCUCCUCCCCUGGCACAGCAUUGCCAGGCCUGCUGACACUCCCAGCUUUAGAUCAGAAUCAACAAACUCAUAAAUGAUCAUUCAAGAAAAGGUACAUCCCACCCAUCUUUCCUGCCAAUGAGUCUGGCCUCAGAGUGACACACUGCGGUCCCCCUGCAGGUGACAGAUGCGUGAUGAGCCUUUGCACAAUUGUUCUGCUCUCCAAUAGUAGCUUCAGAAUGCUGCAGGUUGGCCCUGUGCUGCUUGUCCCUGUGACUCACCAGAGCAUGGGGCCAACCUACACCUCACCAGUCUUCCAGCCUGUGGACCAAGAAGUUUUCUGGUGAAAGCUGAGCUCAGACCCCUUUGGGAGAGGAUCCCCUGCCAACUCAUCAGUGCGUCUUGAUUAACGUUGCUUCAGAAGUGUAACCAGUCUGUAUUUGUGUGCAUGGUUCUCAGCAGUUAUGGCUGUGGGCAUUAAGUGCAUGUUUUGUGGUCUCCAACACCCUGGGCUGAGAUCACGCCCUGUCCCACCUGUAAUUGUUGCAGUGUUUGUGUCAAAAAAAUUGCAGCUGUUAAAUAGACAUGAGGAAAUGCUGUAUUUUUAGGCUUAGUCUUGUAAAGCCAAAAGCCAAACACUGAAACCUGCAAUCAUAGCUCAUCACUAUUAAUCUCAGCCAGUUACAGACAUGUCAUCUUUCCUUGUCCUUAAUUUGUCUGUGCCACUUAGCUCAACAUUUCUAUUCCAAUUUCACCUGUUUUUAUGAAUUGGGGCACUAAGGAAACCACUCUUUAUAAACAUGUAUGUCCUUAGAGGGGGACAUCUGUGCACAGAAAAUAUGUUUAAGCUCAAAACUUUGCAGUAAUUACCCUUACAAGAGACCUGCUUUUGCCUGUGUAUCCCGGUCCCUUAACCUCCCUUCCCUCAAAUGCAGACUGAGGGUUGCACAGGUGGGUAGUGGGCAAUGGCCUCAAUUUUUGAGUGAGGCCAUAAAACCAUGGAAGACUUUGUUUCUUCAAACUUCAUUGGGACACCUCAGGUCUGAGGAGGAACAAAUCAGUGUAAGUGGUAAUUUUUUUGUCUCUUGGCCAAAGAGCUUGGUUACUGGCAGAGCUGCUCAAACGUUUCCUCCAAGGGAGUGGAGAAGGAAGGGCACAGAAACCAAAAUUCUUUCCCUGGUUGCGGAGGAAAUCUCUAAACCCCCAAUUCCUGUUUGCUACAAUUUUAGCCCAGCAUCUCUCUGACCUAUGGCCUUGCCUGUGACACAUUGUUCCAGAUGUGGCAGCAGGGGCUGCUCAUAAUAACAAUAUUUGAUGAGAUUUAACCAUUUGCUCCAUUUUCUGCUUGUGACCUUCUCCUCUGCUCUCUCCUACCCUGUUCCUUUUUGUUCUCUUGCCUCAGUCCUUCCCUGGUAUCAUUUGUCCAGUGGAAAUUAUCUACCUCAGCUUUAUCUUCCUCAGAAGAUUAUCUUCCUCCUGCUUUCUUAGUUCCACUACUGUAAAAUUGCAACUCUCUCUCCUUUCUCUUCUCCUUUCUAUUCUUUCCUCAUUUUUAUCUCUUUCUAUUAUCACCAGCCUCUCUUCCCUGUUUCUCUCCUGAGCUUUCCUUCCACCCUAGAGCUCCUUCCUGCAUGCCUGUGGCUUAGCCUCUCACUGUGUGCAUGCUCAACACAUGAAAGCUGGAAAGCUGGAUCCCAGGAUCCCAGAGAGGAGCCCAGAUUUUCACAGGAUCCAGUCCCUAAGAACCAAUUUCCACCCCAAUAUCUAAAUUAUCAUGAAGUUCCAGGUAUUUCUCUUCCUCUUUGCACCAGAAAAUGCUGUGCCAAGGAAUAUUAUCUCCUGGUAUUACUAGAAAGACAUUCCAGCCCACAUUCCACCAGUGUGCACGGAGCUGUGCCUGUUCUGAAAGGUUUUGUGACCUUUCCUGGUUUUGCACUAUGUUAUUUCCACCAUGAAUAUUUGGAUCUGUGAAGCCUGGCACCCAUAACCUUGCAGGUAGGAAUUUGCCCUGUCUGAUGGACUGAUGCCCUUCUCCAGCAUUUCAAACUCAUCCCAUCCUUAGCUGGAAGAGCCUUCCCACCUCCACACACAGGUUUUCAUCUAGUGAGAAGUCAGGGGUGUUGAUGGACCCUCUUUAGCUGAUCCCACACCUCUGAAAUGCCACUGUGGGUGGGUCUGUCAAAGCAGCCAUAUCUGUUCACUGACUGCAGGAACUGCUUCUGUCCUGUUCCCCCCACAUCUGCUGACCACCCCUCUGCUCCUCAUUCCUUCUGACUCACCCAGAAGAGAGGAUACAUGGCCAGGGUGUGGAUUGCUCUCCUCUCCUCACUGCUGUAGUUCAGAAGGGGAUUGUGCUCCCCUGUGCUCAUGUACAGCACUCCUGCCUUUUCUCUGUCCCCUCACCUGCCCACCACAGGCAGCUGCUUGAAAUAAUCCUUUAUGAAAUCUCUUAAUUCUAAGAAGCUAUUUAGGGACCUGUGUUCAAAUCCCUCUGAAAUCCUCUUUUUCCUGAGGCCUGCAAAAUAUAAAAUAAAUGCCCCUGCCCCCAUCCUCUGCUGCAGCAGGGGGUGACACGGGCCAUGGGAAAGGCAGGACUGUUCUGCUGCUGCUCAAGGGCUGCUUCCCCUGGAGACCCAGGUGAGAUCCUCUCCCCUGGGAGAGGGGAGCUCUUGCUGCUGCUGUUCUAGCAGAUGUGUUCCAGCAGCUGGCAGCUGGUUACAAAACCCUUGUGCCAUGUCCAUGGCAGGAUGUGGUGCUGUGUGGCACUGGAAGGCUUUGGCUGGCCAGCCACUGUGCGGCUUGUAGUCUCUCCACAGCUCUAUUAAAUGGUGUGCUGAGAGGAGUUGUGUUGUGCCUUUAAAGCUGGUGUCAUUCUGGAUGAACACUUUGUCCUUAUCCAUUGACUCUUCCAGGGGGCCUCUCUCAGGACUGGAGGAUCCUGGCUGUGGUUUGUGGUGAUGGCCAGAUG
Molecule: messenger RNA, 12094 nt
Organism: Zonotrichia albicollis (white-throated sparrow)
Lineage: Eukaryota; Metazoa; Chordata; Aves; Passeriformes; Passerellidae
Product: sodium- and chloride-dependent GABA transporter 1
Biological process (GO): nitrogen compound transport; neurotransmitter transport; sodium ion transmembrane transport
Cellular component (GO): plasma membrane
Molecular function (GO): gamma-aminobutyric acid:sodium:chloride symporter activity
Source: RefSeq, a predicted model, not a curated record